Linum trigynum is the source of this 5188-nucleotide messenger RNA. NCBI's taxonomy places the organism in Eukaryota, Viridiplantae, Streptophyta, Magnoliopsida, Malpighiales, Linaceae. The record is from the annotation of a GenBank genome assembly.
UUCCCCUAAAACCCUAGAAACUCCAUGACGCCCAUUUCGAAAUCUCUCUGCACCAUUCUUUGCCGCCGUUUCAGCUCCCUCCCGAAGACGACGACCCUCUCUAAAAUCCCUCAGAAGCACCGGCGGCGGGCGGUCAAAGAAGCUCAACAAGUUCUCACAGAAUAUCUCCACGCCACCAAGUCUCUUCCUUUCACCUAUGCGGAGCACAUUAGCAAGAACUCCACCGUCUCCCUCUCCAAUCUCAUGGCCAACGUCGAGUACUCUGCAUCUGACUUCUCUAAGUCCCUGCGCAAGUUCCUCAGGUACCACCCAAUUAACGAGCUCGAGUUCUUCUACGAAAGCCUUGGCAUUGGCUACGAUGAGGUUCGCGGGUUUCUGCCCGCGGAUAAGUUCUUCUUCUCUGAGGAUGGCAGUGCUUUGGCAGUUGCUUGCGGGCUUUCUGGUUUUGGGUUUCCGUGGAACAAGUUGGGCAAGCUGUACAAAGAGGAAGGUGCUAUUUUUACCAAGUCGCCUGAGGAGAUUACAUCGAGGCUGCACGGUUUCAAGGAUUACGGGUUUGGUAAUACUUCCGUGAUUGGUAUCUGUUUGGCUUUCCCUUUUGUCCUGAAUGGUCAACCGGUUGAGGAGAUUGAUGCUUUGUUUAAAGAUUUGAAGAUGCUUUUCAUGGAUUUUGAUUUAGCCAGCCACGUUGAAGGAAAUUUGGAUGCUUGGUACGAGAUGUGUAGAAAACUUAAGGUGUUCUAUGAUUUAGGCUGUGAGAAGGGAAGGGUCGGUGAUUUGAUGGGCAGGAGUAAAAAGUUUUUUAUAGAUGUGCAAGAACAAGUUUUGGCAGACAAGAUACGGUUUUUUACUAGGCUUGGUGUUGGAAAGAUGGAUGUGGCUUUGUUGCUUCUGGAAAAACCAGAACUCUUGGUUUUCGACCUAGGGGCACGAAUGUUUUCCAUCAUGGGAUUGUUGAGACAUUUUGGAUUGAGUACCCUACAACUGGCUUUUGUUUCUGAACAGUAUCCGCAUGCAUUGGGAAGGAACAAAAUGGCCAAUCUCCCUCAUGUGAUGCGAGCCAUGGAUUUGCAUACUUGGUUUUUUGACAGGCUGAAAAAUGGAGAUCAUCACUUGUUGGGUAGUUAUGCUAUGACUGAUCCAGCUGAAGAUUUGGAUAAAGAGUUUGCUGAUGGCUUGGAGAGGAUCAAAGUGUCGAGAACACCUGUGCAUACCAUGAGUAAAUUGGAUUUCCUGCAUGGAAUUGGGUUCGGGGAGAAUUCCUUGACGAUGGAAGUUAUAACUUUUGUGCACGGUACAAAAAUUGAGCUGCAGGAGCGAUUCGAUUGCCUACUAAAUGCAGGGAUUGAAUUCCCCAAGCUUUGCCAGAUUAUCAGAAUCAUGCCAAAGAUUCUGAACCAAAACCCUGAAAUAAUUGAACAGAAACUUAACUACCUCUGCAAUGAGAUGGGGAGCUCUUUGCAGUAUCUUGAUGCUUUCCCUGCAUUUUUGAACUUCAACUUAGAGAAGCGGAUUAAACCAAGAUUCAGAUUCCACAUGUGGCUCAUGGAAAAGGGUUUGGGUUCCAAAAACUAUUCUAUUGCGAGUAUAGUUGCAACCAGUGAGAAGAAUUUCAUACAUCGUUUACAUGGAAUUCACCCAGCCGUUCCAAAGUAUUGGUUCGAGCAUUCUACAGCCAAUGAACUUGCUAACAUCUGAAAUAUAUAAGAAAAGGUAUGUAUGUAAUGGGCGUAGGAAUUCAUUUUUUUAUAUUUAAGUGCCAUGGAUAUACACGGAUGUUUGUGGAAUGGUACUUCUCUUCCAGAUUAUUUGGAUAUUGGUAUUGACUUGUACUAUAUACUGUAACUAGCAUGGCCUAAAGAGCUGCUGUUAUAAUCUUGUUUAAGUAGAUAUUUUGACAUUUGGUAAUUGUGAGUGGUGGUCUUUUUAGUAUGGAUAUUUUGCACCUUAAAGAAGUACCAGCUACACACAUUUCUGUAACUUGAGAAACAGACGAAGAUUUUACUUAAUAGUGUGCACUGCUGAUAAAGGAAAAGUAGAACAGGAUCUCUCUCUCUCUCUCUCUGCACAUUGGAUAUAUUUUUCUUUUAGGUACAUUUUACUCUUGAAGCUAGAUUCUUUGAAGGAAGCCGUUGAAGCACGUCUCAUUGUUUGGUGAAUGAAGAGAUAAAUUAUGUCCAUUCAGGUGACGUAGUAAAACAGUGGGUUAAUCAGCUUGUACUUCUUACGGUUGGCACCCCACUGGAUACGGAUUCUCAUUCCAUAGUCAGGUCUGAACUUUCUAUUUCUGCAGCCCAUUUUUCCAACUUUUAACUAUAAUUGUCUUACGCUUUUAUGCUAGUCGAUUACAUAUAACCGUCUCCUGUUUUCAUUGGUUUUCUUGGCUGCUAUGGCUUCUCUACUCUUUAAGAAUGGGCUCUUAACAGCCGAGUUUCCAUUUCUGGGAAUUCAAGCUUCUAUGCAUCUGAAGUCCAGGCCUUGCUUUCUGCAGACAACAGCAGUUGACAGAGCAGAACCCUCUCCAAUUGUGGCUGCUACUGUGGUUUUGGAAAUUCGCCCAUUGUUUGUCCAUUGCUAUGCAUCUGGAUGGUGCUGGAGAUCAUGCUGCUGAGUUGACCAUUCUGAUUUUACCUUGUCAUUUCCAUACUGAAAUGGGUAUGGAAAGCUUAAAGCUGGUUACAUAUGAUUUGGCACUGGCAAAGACCAAUGAUUAUGCAGCAGCUGGAUAUGCAGAGUUACGCAAAUGGCUUUUGUAUAUUGGAAGUCGCCUAAACUGUCAGUAUCAGGGAUCCUCUUAUUCAUUCUCCUUCCUGUCUAAACAAAGGAUUGGAAGGGGAAAACUCAAGAGUUUAAUUCUAUUCUAUUCUUUUAGUAUAUAAAAGCUGGUUACGUUUUUUUCUCUCUCUCGUAAUAUCUAAAUCUAAAAAAUAUUAAAGCAUUUUCAGAUUCCCACCCCAUCCGAGUAAGCCUUCCUCAACGCACAAUUAUCCACGUCAGCCCUUUAAAAGUUUCCUUCCAUCUCUUUCACGAGAAAAGAAACCAGUACCCCAUCCCUUUUCCCCUUAACUAAACCCCAAAAGUUCCUUUCUCCCCAAAUCAACAACGAUUCAUCCCCAGAUUUCACUUUCCCUUCCGCGACCGUUACCAAUAACUACCCCCUCAUCCAACCCUUCAAUUUCACGGUCUUGGCAAAGGCGCUCAGAUUGUCCGCCAUCGACACGAUGGUUGGCGGCACAUCAGCGGCAUAAAGAACGACCGGAUGGCGGUAAUGAAGCGACACAGGAGCAGGCAGUAGAGCAUGUGUCGACAGAGGAAGAGGAGGAAUAAAUUGCGAUUCAGAAUCGCAAGGUGGAAAUACUCCCACCGAAAAGGGUUCCCGGCAAACCGUAUUCUGGUGGAUAUACUCACAGAAAUCAGAAGGAUUUAUGUACAAAACAGAGGACGUAGUGAUGUUGCAUGGUUUCGGUGGAUUGAUCUACUACAUGGACAUAGGAUUCUAAGACACCCUAUGUGACUCGGGUUACAACGGCGAGGACCUGCUGGUGGUGGACGUGGCCUGGACUUGGAUCAUGAAAUUCUCUUAUUUGAACUUCACGACGCAGGGGACUUUGGUAAAACCUCAUUCAAUAUUGCAUCAACCUAGCCAAUCAAUAUAUGCCUACUUAAUUCUUCCUUUUCCUAUGUUCUAUUGAAUCUCCUUUUCCAGGUUGGAAAUUUGGGAUUAAUAGAGAGUUUCUUUUCACUUCCAGAGGCAAUUAUGUUGAUGUUUAUUUUUUCAUUGCUCCAUAAUCCAAUAUAUCAAUCCAUUUUAUGAUUUUUUUUACCCUUCCAACCCCAAUGACCUUAAAUUGCUUUUCUAAUUUUGUUGGGCAAAGUAGUUUUUCUUUCUACAGAGUUUGUUCAUUGUUGUAUGACUCAAAUAGGUUAUGUUGGAAGAAUUUAUGACUGCUGUCUAUACUGCACUUCCUAACAAGGGUGAAUGGGUGAUGGCUCAUUCUUUCAGUUUCUCCUUUUGCUUCUUUGAUCUAAUUUCAUGUGAAUGUGAUAGUGCCAUAGUGGCACCAAGCAAUAGGACAUAUGUCCCUACUAGGAUUACUUAUGCUUGCCUUUUGUUCCUGAUCCGUAGUACACUAGAGCUUGAUCUUCAUACAUAUAUACUGACUUAGCAUUUCACUAAGGCUUUUAUAAUUUGAUCAAUAAAGCCAGUUUAUACCAAUAAAUCACUAGGACAAACCAAACAAGUAAUUCCUUUUUAUUAACUUAGAGGAACCAUUGUCCAUCUUUGUUUUACAGAUUUUGUUUGAAUGCAUACUCAUAUGCACCCUCAAAUGGGCAGAAAAGCUAAAGAGAUUGAUGGUAUCGGACUAUCCCACAAACAAAACACAAAAACUUUGUUGUGGUUUCUUAGCCUCAUAGUAAGUUCUAGAUUAUAUUUGAGUUUUAACAUGUAUGGUGUAUCUGUUAUAGUCAUCUUCAAUGGGUGUUUUGUGAGGAAAAUUGGUCGUAUUUUAACGGUUGAGUAUAACAGGGGAUAUUAAUGUUACAAAAAAAUGAGUAGGUCAACCAAUAAUGAAAGCCAACUCCCAUAUGUAACAACAAACCAAUAAUAGAUACCUCUAAUUUUUUUUAUUAUAAGUACACGAGAUUCGACAUUUUAGGCUACUACAUGAACUUUAAAACAGUAUUGACUAAUGACAUAUUUGCAGGUUUAGCCGAUCCACGUGAUGGCAGCAACCGCAAAGGCCCCUCAAACCAGAGUAAAAAAGGAGAUGUCAAGCCUAGCCAUACCAUCCCUUCACUCAAAGUUGUCAAGAGAUAACCAGGAUUGCAAAUGCUCGCUUGAGGCAACACCGAGAAGCUACUGGCCACCACAUCAUUGCAAAUUCAAGAAACAACAUAAACAAACAAGAAGCUCAUAACUACUUCAUCCCUUUCCAAUUCCAAAUGACCAAAUCAACAAUUGUUGCAUCUUUCAAUUGUGAACAUUGUCAUCAAACCCCAAAACACUACUGCUAUGUUAACAUAACUUCAUAUUAUUCAUUAGAUUAUGUUUGUGAACCACAACUGCCCCAAAUUACUAUAUUUGGAUAAUGAUAUAUUAUGUUUGAGUGCGUUGUAAUUUAAGCUGAUUAUAUCAAAUUUCGCAAAGACAUAAGGAAAGAGCAGAAAAUAAAUGGCACAAUGGACU